CUUACUGGCUCCCUUAGAGUCACUGCAGCUUUACAGAGAGGGCUCAACUACCCAACGCCAGCAUGCGUGAAAUUGUCCAUCUGCAAAUAGGCCAAUGUGGCAACCAGAUCGGAUCAAAGUUCUGGGAAGUGAUCAGUGAUGAACAUGGGAUCAAUAACCAUGGCAGUUAUCAGGGCGACUCAGACCUACAGCUGGAGAGGAUUAACGUGUACUUCAAUGAGGCCCAUUCCCACAAAUACGUUCCAAGAGCCGUGUUGGUAGAUCUGGAACCCGGGACCAUGGAUAGCCUCCGUUCCAGUAGUAUUGGACCUCUGUUCCGGCCCGACAGUUUUAUCCAUGGAAAUUCUGGCGCUGGCAAUAACUGGGCUAAGGGCCACUACACAGAAGGGGCAGAGCUGAUCGAAUCAGUCAUGGAUGUGGUGAGAACCGAAAGUGAAAGCUGUGACUGUCUACAAGGGUUCCAGCUGGUCCAUUCCCUUGGGGGAGGCACAGGUUCUGGAAUGGGCACUUUGCUCAUUAAUAAGAUCCGUGAGGAGUACCCAGACAGGAUCAUGAACACAUUCAGCAUCAUGCCCUCGCCCAAAGUCUCUGACACAGUGGUGGAGCCUUACAACGCCAUCCUGUCCAUCCACCAGUUGCUAGAAAACUCAGACGAGACCUUCUGCAUUGAUAAUGAAGCCCUGUAUGACAUCUGCUUCCGCACCUUGAAGUUGACCAACCCAACCUACGGAGAUCUCAACCAUUUGGUUUCCAUGACUAUGAGUGGAGUGACAACAUCUCUGCGCUUUCCAGGGCAGCUCAAUGCUGAUCUCAAAAAAUUAGCGGUCAACAUGGUGCCCUUUCCGCGUCUCCAUUUCUUUAUGACGGGCUGUGCUCCUCUAACCUCACGGAGAAGCCAGCAGUACAAAUCACUGACAGUGCCCGAGCUGACCCAGCAGAUGUUUGAUGCCAGAACAAUGAUGACUGCUUGUGACCCACAUCAUGGCCGCUACUUGACAGUGGCUGGUAUCUUCCGUGGUCUGAUGUCCACCAAAGAAGUGGAUGAGCAAGUGCUAUCAGUGCAGUCCAAGAACAGCGCCUAUUUUGUAGAGUGGAUCCCAAACAACGUCAAGGUGGCCGUCUGUGACAUACCACCACGUGGCCUCAAGUUGGCAUCCACUUUCAUUGGCAACAACACGGCCAUUCAAGAGAUCUUCAGGCGGAUUGCCGAGCAGUUCUCUGCCAUGUAUCGCAGGAAAGCUUUCUUGCACUGGUACACUGGAGAGGGCAUGGACGAAAUGGAGUUUACCGAAGCCGAGUGCAACACCCAUGAUCUUAUUGCUGAAUACCAACAAUACCAGGAGGCCACAGCUGAAGUGGAAGGAUAUUUUGAAGAGGAGGAAGAAGUGACUGAAGAAAUAAGGAUCACAGAAACAAUAGAGAAAGUGAUCAACUAGGAGCCCGUCCAAAACAGCAGAGUAUGCAUUUAUCCAAAUUUGACUCAAUCACCAGAAACAAAUUCAAUUCCAAUAAAAAAAAAAACGAUAGAACUGUGAAACUUCAGGAUGAGACAAAGACUAUGUUGUCCAUGUCCCUUCACUUGUUCUAGGACUUUUUGGAGCUGGUACUUUUUAUUAAUUGUAGUUACAAAUAGAAACAUAGAUAAUGGCUUUAAAGCACGGGUUCUCAAACUUUUCUUCCCACGUGUCCUUUUUUUAUUAAAAGAGUCGCCUGUUUGUCACUACUGCAGAGAUUACAGUUAAUUACAGUCAUUAAUGAAAGAAACAAGGUGAACUGCUGCCAGAGAAGUGAAAACCAAAGGAAAUGAUAUGAAGAAUGCAGGUCAAGAGGCAAAAACUGCUGCCGUAUAAAGGGGGACACAGGAGGUCUUUACGGGUCACAAGUUUGAGAAACAAUGUCAGACUAAAUAGGUGUGAAUUGUACUUGAAAACAAAAUUUUAUGUUUUGUUUUUUUUUGGGGUAAGAAGUACUUCAUGGUACUCUUGGAGCCAUUUAUGCUUUAUGGUUAAAAUAAAAAACAAUAAAAAUACACUUGGUUGUGUCCCAAUUAUGGUAAGCACAUUAUGUGCAGACAUGGGGGUGAUUUCUCCCACAUUAAAUUCCAGGGCAUAGAACAUGUCAAAUUGGGACCACGUGGAGACGAUAUUAAGAGAAUAAUUGACCAAAGGGAAACGUUUUGGAUAUUCACCUUGAGGACUAGGCAUCCACAUGGUCUCAAUAAUGACUGGGAGGUAACAUGCUUUUUUCAGCCAUAAUGUAUAUAUAUGUAUAUUGGAUGAUGUACAAGUGAAAGGCCUUAUCGUUAAAAAAGUGUGAAUAUCAAUGCAUCUUUUUUGUAACAUUGUAUAAAGAGAAUAUCAGCUGUGACCAAUAUGACUUGUAACAAACAAGAUAUAUGUUGUUUGUUUAUUUUACAUUUGAGAUUUUUUUAAUGAACACAGGUAUAUAAGGCACAGGAUAUCCUGUGACCUCACCUCUGAUGAAGUG
This is a messenger RNA of Xenopus laevis (African clawed frog), 2487 nucleotides long. RefSeq names its product tubulin beta-6 chain (gene tubb1.S). The transcript has 4 exons. Bases 63 to 1436 code for a protein of 457 amino acids. The record is from RefSeq and is a predicted model, not a curated record. NCBI's taxonomy places the organism in Eukaryota, Metazoa, Chordata, Amphibia, Anura, Pipidae.